AUGUCGCGGCCACACGCCAUUAUGAAACCUCUGUGGUAUGUGCCGAUCUCACUUAUAAGAAAACGCUCAUAUUUCGGAGUAUUAUACUUUCUCAUCAUUGCUAUGUUUGGUGUUUUGCACUGGAACAUAAAAACUGACCAAGAAAAAUUGUUAAAUGAUAUUUACAAGGCCAAAUCGGAAGUCGAGGCCCUAAAUGAAAAGGAGCGUGAUGUGCAGUCAGUGUUAAGAACAAUACAUUCAUGGAAUACAACGAGACAUCAAAGUCUGGUGUUGAUAGACGACAGGAAAUACCCUUUGUACGCAAGAAAGCGUUCGUCUUUAGACAGAGAAGGAGCGAAGGAGAACACAGAUCGAGAUAAUAAUGUAAGUAUUCUAACUAAUGGGAGUUUUGGUUAUAACAACAUGACUAAGACUCACAACAAGACAGCAAGUCUGAAAUCUUUAACCUUUAAGCACACGGAUCUCUACAAAGUGAAGUCUAACGCCAAAAAAAAGCAACAAGAAUUGGUGAAUUUACUUGUCAGUCGUUUGUUGCAGCUCGCUAACGAAGGCAAGAAGAAGUCAGAAAAACGUUAUAAUGAAUGGCUUCCAUUUAAUGCCUCGCAAUACCCUCAAACAAUAAACGCUAAAAACUUGCUGCAGCCUUCAGUCGACAAUGAAGAUAUCCCUACACACCCUAUCAAUAAGUGGAAAUACACACCAGUAAUCAAUCCCUUUGCCAAAUGUAAAAGCAGCCGAAGUGGUGUAUUCUUGCUGUUCAUUGUUAAAACCAAACCAGAAAAUUUUGUCAAAAGAAAGACCAUACGAGAAACAUGGGCCGACGAACUUAGAUUUCCGAACAUUCGUACCGUGUUUUCCAUCGGAAUACCUCGGGAUUCGAAUACUAUCAAACAAAUAAAACAAGAGUUCUUGAAAUACAAAGACGUCCUUCUGAUGGAUUACAUGGACACUUACAAAAAUCUUACAUUAAAGACAACCAGUGGCAUCAACUGGGCGGUGGCACAUUGUAAUGUGGCCGAAUUUGUGGUGUCUGUUGAUGAUGAUAUGUAUGUGGCUACCGACUUCCUCAUACAACACCUAAAGGACAUGCCACAAGCAGAGAGUGAGAGGCUCUAUCAUGGACACCUUUACCACAACACAGAACCAGUCCGAUACGGGAAGAAAGACGCUUGGGAAAGUAAGUGGAUUGUCACGAGGGAGGAAUACCCGUUCGAUACCUACCCGGAUUACAUAUUCGGGGGAUUUGUUGUGAUGUCUAUGAGGACGGUGUUGGAGAUGAGUUUGGCCAUUCCUUACACACAACCCAUCAGCAUGGAGGAUGUUUACCUUGGUAUAGUGGCCAGUCGUCUCGGUAUUGUGGCAACAAACACCGAUCUGGUGGAUAAUUAUGGCACAUAUUCAAAUGUAAAGAAAUUCAAAACUCUCAUCGCCUCUCAUUACUACCCGAGUGCUGUUUUGCUCAGGAAAGCUUGGGAAUGGCAUUUAUCAAUUGUGAAAAACGAUAUACAUAAGUCAGAAUUUAGUCGUUAUUUAAAGAUCGAGUUAGAACAAUUAAAGAAAAAAGUAGAUGAUAUAUUGUAUUGGAUAAAUAUUACGGAUAAUCGAGGACCAUAUGGAAGAUUAGCCGUUGGCUAA
Ylistrum balloti is the source of this 1635-nucleotide messenger RNA. Its product is annotated as beta-1,3-galactosyltransferase 2-like. The coding region runs from base 1 to 1635 and encodes 544 amino acids. Gene Ontology annotation, cellular component: membrane. Gene Ontology annotation, molecular function: hexosyltransferase activity; UDP-glycosyltransferase activity. Lineage: Eukaryota; Metazoa; Mollusca; Bivalvia; Pectinida; Pectinidae. The transcript has a single exon. The record is from RefSeq and is a predicted model, not a curated record.